Talpa occidentalis (Iberian mole) is the source of this 588-nucleotide messenger RNA. Its product is annotated as protocadherin-15-like. The record is from RefSeq and is a predicted model, not a curated record. Gene Ontology annotation, molecular function: calcium ion binding. Gene Ontology annotation, biological process: homophilic cell-cell adhesion. The transcript is spliced from 5 exons. NCBI's taxonomy places the organism in Eukaryota, Metazoa, Chordata, Mammalia, Eulipotyphla, Talpidae. Gene Ontology annotation, cellular component: plasma membrane. Bases 1 to 588 code for a protein of 195 amino acids.
AUGCAUCCUAGGACUGCAGAACUUAGUCUCCUGGAGGCAGUAAACAGAGACUUUCACCAGAAAUUUGAUUUAGUUAUUAAGGCUGAACAGGACAACGGUCAUCCUCUUCCUGCCUUUGCCAGUCUACAUAUUGAAAUAUUGGAUGAAAACAAUCAGAGCCCGUAUUUUACAAUGCCUAGCUAUCAAGGGUAUAUCCUAGAAUCUGCCCCAGUGGGAGCAACCAUUUCUGACAGUCUCGAUUUGACCACUCCUCUAAAAAUUGUAGCUCUGGACAAAGAUGUAGAAGAUACAAAAGAUCCAGAGCUUCACCUUUUUCUGAAUGAUUACAUCUCGGUGUUCACCGUCACGCAGACCGGUAUCACUCGCUACCUCACCUUACUUCAACCAGUGGACAGGGAAGAACAGCAAACCUAUACAUUUUCGAUAACAGCAUUUGAUGGUAUACAAGAAAGCAAACCAGUUAUUGUCAAUAUCCGAGUGAUGGAUGCAAACGAUAACACUCCAACCUUUCCGGAAAUAUCCUAUGAUGUCUAUGUUUAUACAGACAUGAGCCCUGGGGACAGUGUCAUACAGGAAAGAAUUUCUUAG